AUGUCCAAUUUAUCAAUCAGAACCAACGAAGCAGAAGAAACCCAUCCCUCAAGCACAACUUUAUCCAAUCACCACAUUCCAUCGACAUCCACAUCCACUACAACUUAUCAAACCCCAAACCCGACCAAUCCAAAAAAUGUUAAAUCACUCAAACUUAUUUCAUCAACAGAUCCAACCCAAUCCACCACUCAAACCAUCAUCUCAGGAGUCAAAAAAGCAUUCGAUACAGUCAUAAGUUAUCCGAUCUCAUCAUUUAUCAAUCCAAGUUCAUCUAUCAUUACGAAUCCAAAGCAAGAUGAAAUCGAAAUGAAACCAAACCAAGUUGAUCGAAGACCUAUUCCACCCCUCGAAUCUGAUCGGAAUCCUAGACCUUUAUCAACCAGUUCAUCAACCAGGACCUCUCGAAUACCCAACCCGACUCAUCUUCCUGAUCAUCCAACACUCACAGGCACAGGCACUUUAUUUCGAAGACCUUCAAUUUCUUCAUCAACUGCUUCUUCUUCUUCUUCUUCAUCAUCAACAUGGUGGAGGUUUUGGCGAAACUCUUCUUCUUCUUCUUCAUCAUCAUCAUCCGAUUCUACUACUUCUGAUACCCGACAAUACUCUGAAUUCACCUUGAUGACCCCUUCGUCUGACCUAUCUAGACCGAAAAGGAUUCCAAUUGAUUUCUUAAACCAUCAUACGACUAACCUUUUAUCCCAUGAUCUUACUUCUAAUUCUACACAGAUCCCGGGUUACGAUUCGUUUACUUCUUCUACUAUUAAUCCUGCUCUUCAACGGUUAUUGGCAUUUUGGAGGGACCGAAAUGAAUGUGAUUCAACAGAACUUGAAGGAAAUCCUAAACCUAUCAAUCUCCAGAUAGAUCUUACGAGUAACGAAGUAGAUGAAGAAGAAAGACUUUCUCCUUUGAUAAUCAAUCAUCCAGAAGAAGCAAAUCUCUCCCACGACAAAAUCCCCGCUCAUCCCAAAACGUCUAGAUGUUUACCAAAAAUCAAACGACAACCCCUAAGUGCUAUGCAUAAGUUAUGUUUCAAAGAAGGAGGAAGAUUAUCCAUACUAAAAGAUAGAGAUGAUUCAUUAAAACCUAAGACGAGCAGAUCGGCAUGGUGGUUAGAUAUCACGAAUCCGAAUGAACAAGAUAUGAAACAGGUUGGAAAAGUGUUUGGAAUCCAUCCUUUAACGAUUGAAGAUAUUUUACAAACAGAUGAUCGAGAGAAGAGUGAGAUGUUUGAUAAGUUGGGAUACUAUUUGAUUUCUUUCAGAGGUUUAGACGAAAGUAAUUUUCAGGAAGAGGUUAUUGAUGAUGAUGAUGAUCAUCAUCAAGAAGGUAUGGAAGAAAUUAGUGAGUCGGGCGGGAUUGGGGCAGGUGAGGAAUGGAGCGUUAAUCAUGCUAGUUUGAUGACUAUGAGGAGUUUGAGAAGUAGGAAGAUUAGAAGGAGUAGGAAAAGACUUCGUGUUAAGGAUGGAGCUAUUGGGGUUGGAGCGGUUAAUAUGUAUUUGAUUGUCUUUGGGGAUGGCAUCAUUUCGGUUCAUUUUGAAGAUUUACAAAAACAUAUUGAUCGAGUGAAAGAAAGAAUCCAAAGUUUUAGUGCACCAUCACACUACAUCUCACCGCAUUGGAUAGCCCAUGGAUUAAUGGAUUCGAUCAUCGAUUCAUUUUUUCCAAUCUUAUCAUAUGUAGAAAAAGAAUCCGAUGAAUUAGAUGAUUAUUUAUCAGACCCAUUACAAUCCAAACAAACCAGAUUAUCAACCAUGGAUCCUACCUUCAAUCGAUUUAAAAUGUUGGAUAGGAUCACUCAGAAUCGUAAGUUGGUAGUCAUGAUGACUAGAUUAUUGAAUCAGAAAGUUCAAGUCGUUGAAGGUUUGAGGAAAAGGAUGGGAGGAUCUGAUCAAGAAAGUGAAAUCCAUUUACAUUUUGGAGAUUUACAAGAUCAUAUCAUGGCCAUCUUUCAAACCUUAAAUUUCUAUGACACUUUAUUAUCCAAUGCACAUCUAACAUACCUAGGAAUCCUACGAAUCACCCUAGACCGAACCAAACUUUCACAAGACAUUCUGAUCAUUCGACUCUAUACACUUUCUUUGAUUGCUUAUCCAAUGUUAUCGGUCAUUGGAUUUCAUUCGAUGAACAUCAAUAUUCCCAAGAAUGGAGAUCGUGAUGAUCAUCUUAGAUCAGAUGGAUCCUCUUCUCCUUACUAUGUCUUUGGAAUCGUUCUGGUCAUUUGUUGUGUGGUGGGUCUUGGUAUGGGGUUGUUGGUUAGAGGCAUCUUUAGGAAAUCAGAGGAGGUUUAUAGAAGGAAAGUUGUGGAUCGUUGGAUUCUUAAGGCUUGAGAGAAGGGCGGUUUGGGGAAAUCUUAUCAGUCUGUUGUUGGUGGGUUUUUUCUUUGUCUUGGGUUUCCUUUUUUCUUGGAUCUUUAUACAUGGUUUUAAAUUGUAUUAUUUAUUUAUAGAAAAGCAAGAAAACAAAGCAUAAAAGAAAGUUUGUUUGGGUGAAUUCGGUUUGGGUUUCUUUUCCUUCUUUAGAAUCUUGUAUCCGUAUAACUUUAUUAGGGUCUUAUUUUUCUCUCUCUUUUGAUCACUUUAUUUAUUGUUUGGUUUUUUGGGUUGAAAGAGGAAAAAUUUUAAAUGGAAGAAGAACGUAUAGAUAUAAAGCAUAAAGCAUAAAACAAGACCUUCAUUUCUUUUUGAAUCAUCAUUUUUUCUGUCAUAAAUUGUAUCAGUUUUUUUUUCUUAUAUAUAUUUAUUAUCAAUCAAUGAUUUAUACAUACAUAUGAUGAAUUCUUUUCUUUUUUGAAUGUUUGUAAAUAAUACACUUAAAUUAUUCCUUGGGUUUCUUUUUAUUUUAUUGUCUUAGCAUUUUUUCAUUUUUCUUUUUUAGUCGUAAUUUAUUCUGAUUGAUUAUUUUUUUGAAC
Melampsora larici-populina 98AG31 is the source of this 2909-nucleotide messenger RNA. RefSeq lists its product as uncharacterized. Gene Ontology annotation, biological process: magnesium ion transmembrane transport; intracellular magnesium ion homeostasis. The coding region runs from base 1 to 2328 and encodes 775 amino acids. Gene Ontology annotation, molecular function: magnesium ion transmembrane transporter activity. The transcript has 5 exons. Lineage: Eukaryota; Fungi; Basidiomycota; Pucciniomycetes; Pucciniales; Melampsoraceae. Gene Ontology annotation, cellular component: plasma membrane. The record is from RefSeq and is a predicted model, not a curated record.